This is a messenger RNA of Amphiprion ocellaris (clown anemonefish), 2181 nucleotides long. It is a transcript of the gene gucd1, whose product is annotated as guanylyl cyclase domain containing 1. The record is from RefSeq and is a predicted model, not a curated record. Lineage: Eukaryota; Metazoa; Chordata; Actinopteri; Pomacentridae. The transcript is spliced from 6 exons. Bases 358 to 1041 code for a protein of 227 amino acids.
UCAGACUGCUAGCAAACAGCUGAGAAGUGAGAUGGAGGAAGAUUUCAGACACAAGUGGCGACACGAAAACUUGCUAUAAUUUUUUUUAACCUUUUCUUUUGGUAUUUGUUUAGUUUAGCGAUAAUUAUAUGCCUCGCAGUAGUGUGGCUCGAUGAGCUCGCCUCGCUGUAUAAGCAGUGAAUCUGCCUGCAAACUAGUAAACACAGUUAGCCUAGGAGCUAAGCUGGCAGCUGUGCAGCUAAUUUCUUCAAACUAGUUAGCAUCGAUGAGGAAAGACAAUCCUGCCUUCAUUGUAAACAAGACUGAGCAGCUGGUCUUGAGUUAGCUGGCGGCUGGUCAAGGAAAGAAUACAACAGAAUGACAGAUGAUGCUAUCCUGCUGAAUGUACCUGUCAUUCGGCAGCUGUACCACUGGGACUGUGGUUUAGCCUGCUCCAGGAUGGUGCUCAAGUUCCUCCAUCCAGUCAGUGAUGAAGAGUUUGAGCGAGCAUGCUGGGACCUGAAGCUGACAGAGAGCGUGUGGACUAUUGACCUGGCCUACCUCAUGUGCCAUCUUGGAGUGAAACACUGCUUUUGCACACAGACUUUGGGUGUAGAUAAGGGCUUUAAAAAUCAGUCCUUUUAUAAGAAGCAUUUUGAUACAGAGGAAGACAGGGUGAACGAACUCUUCCUUAAAGCAGAGACUAAAGGUGUGGUGGUGAAGAAAUGUUCUGUGACAGUUCAGGAAAUCCAGUCUCAUCUGGAGCAGGGCCAUGUUGCCAUCGUGCUCGUCAACGCUGUGGUCCUGACAUGUGAACUGUGCUCUUCACCUGUCAAAUACUGCUGCUUCCUGCCUGUGGGACAGAAGUGUUUCUGCAGGAAGCCAGAAUACCAGGGUCACUUUGUGGUUGUUUGUGGCUUCAACAGGACCACUGGCUGUAUCUUUUACAACAACCCUGCAUAUUCUGACCGGGUUUGCUGCACCAGCACCAGUAACUUUGAGGAGGCCCGACGGAGCUAUGGGACAGAUGAAGAUAUCCUGCUCAUUUUCAAGGAGAGUUGAUGGACAAAGAAGAUGGAUUUGGAUUCAUCAUUAUAGUAUAGUCUAGUGGUGCCUCCUUUUGUCUGCUGUCACAGAACUCCUGUUUCUUUCUUUCUGGAGCUAAAACCACACACGUGUAUAUAUAUAUAUAUAUAUAUAUAUAUAUAUAUAUAUAUAUAUAUAUAUAUAUAUAUAUAUAUAUAUAUAUAUAUAUAUACACACACACGCCAAUACUACUCAGCCUUUGAGGGAUUCACAGUGAGAAGAUUCUGCAAUCUACAAAGGAUUUUCUUUAUUUCCUUUUCUUGAAAAGAGCAAAUUGUUCAAAUGAAUUUUAUUAUGUGUUGAAUUUAAAUGACUGCAGUUGCUCAUGGACUGAAAUGUCAAACUGUGGACAGAAGAAUUCAGACUUGUGCAACAGUGGAUGAAAUGUGGGAAACAUGACCUAAAAUAGGAAUUACCAGGAAGUAGCGUGCACAUAAUUCAGGCUGAGGAUGACUACAUAUAGUGUAUUCAAUUUUUUUGUUCUGCUCAGUGUUGUGCGAUGCUGCUCCUUUAUAGACCCCAGCCUCACCUCUACUUGCCUUUUACAAAUCCACUUGAUUCACCUCUCAGUCACUUUUUAUUCACAUGAUUCUAUCAACAAGGAAUCCAGGAAGUAAAGUGUUUUCAGAGUCUCAGGUAAUUAAUGACAUCAAAUGACGACACUAGUGCAAUGCAAUACUUCGUAGUCUGUCUAUGGAACUCAGUCUGCCGGCAGAAGAACAUCAACAUGGACAUGAUGAAACAAAUUCAUCAGAUUCAUUCACUUCACAGGAAAUACAGCUUAACAUUUUGUGUUGUGUUGCCGUGGAAACUUAGAUGGAUGCAUUGCUGGAUGAGUCAUGCUGUGUUGAAAUCAGUGAAGACAAGGUGAUUUCCUCAUUGUCACUCAGUUUUAUUUUGAAAUUUGAUGGUUUAUAUGUUUUUGCACUACACUUUUCAUACCAGAUAUAAUUGUGUUAUUUAAAUUAAAAUGCUUUUCUAGAUCUAUAAGAAGUCAUUUCCCUCUGGUUGUGCUUUUUGGUGAGAUCAAAUGGCAAGUUUUAAAAUGCAACCUUUAUUUUUUAUUGAACAUAGACCUGCAUUUAUUAUAUGUUGUGAUUAAAAGAUUUGAACAUA